AUGAAACCUACUACACCGAUGCUACUUGAUGACUUUACCAUCAAUCAUAAUUUGAGAUUUGUGAAGAAAAUCGGGGCAGGAACCUAUGGAUUAAUUUACUUGGUUGAAGAUAUAUACAGCAAGAAACAAUAUGCAGCAAAGAUGAUAUUGAAGAAACCACCGGCUAAAUCAAGCAACAUUGAUGUUAAUGAGAAUAAAAAGUUUAUUCAAAGUCAAAUAUAUCAAUAUUUUGCUGAUCACCAUCAACAGAAUCAAUCAGUUAUUGCCCAAGAGUUAAAUUUGGACUUUAUUGCCAAUGAAGGAGUUCAUUGUCCAUUUUUGAAAGAAAUCGCAUUACAUUUAAAAGUUCACCAACAUCCAAAUGUCAUCACUAUUCAUAAAGUGUUGAAUUUAGAAAAUUUGGCUAUUAUUAUAUUGAUGGACUAUUUUGAACAAGGAGAUUUAUUUAAUAACAUAAUUGAUAAGAAAAUCUUCACCGAAUGUCCAAGUUAUCAAGACCAACAACUCUUGAUGAAAAAUUGCAUGUUACAAUUAAUUGAUGGGUUAGCUUAUUGUUCACUGAAGAAUAUUUAUCACUGUGAUUUAAAACCAGAGAAUAUCAUGAUCAAUUAUAAUAAAAAUUAUCACAGAAAUUCAAAUAGUCCAAUAAUUGAUUAUAAUGAAAUUCAUAUUGUUUUAAUUGAUUUUGGUUUAGCAAUGAAUUCAAACUUGAUUUGUUGCAAUGCAUGCCGUGGUUCUUCUUAUUAUAUGGCCCCCGAGAGAAUAACCAAUUUUAAUACCAGUUCUUUAAUCAAAUCAAUGAUCAAUCUUGAUCAAUUUCAAACCAUCGACAGUUCCGAAGCUUCAAGCUCAAAAUAUUUACCUACUUUAGCCGGGGAUAUUUGGUCUUUGGGUGUUUUAUUCAUUAACAUCACUUGUGCAAGAAACCCUUGGCCAAUUGCUGAUAUCAAUGAUGAAAAACAAGUUUUUGCAAAUUAUACUUUGCAUAAUAAAAACAUAUUAAGUUCAAUUUUACCAAUAUCUUUAAAAUUUAAUCGUUUACUUGAUUCAAUCUUUGAAUUAAAUCCAAAUGAUAGAAUCUCUUUGAAAAAAUUAUCUUCCAAAAUCGUCGAUUGUGAUUUCUUUUAUGAUGAUUCAAAACCUUUAACCAUCACUCCUAAAAAACUGUCCUUCAAUGGUCAAUUAUUCACUCCUCCAGAAACUAGCGUAAGUGAUUUUUGUCUUUGUAGUGAUGCCGAAAGCGUGGAUGCAAUCGAUGAAUACAUGGGCUUCAAUAGAGGUAAAUGCCCAUUUUAA
Molecule: messenger RNA, 1296 nt
Organism: Hyphopichia burtonii NRRL Y-1933
Lineage: Eukaryota; Fungi; Ascomycota; Pichiomycetes; Serinales; Debaryomycetaceae
Gene: SHA3
Product: putative serine/threonine protein kinase
Exons: 1
Coding region: 1-1296 (431 amino acids)
Biological process (GO): protein phosphorylation; meiotic recombination checkpoint signaling
Cellular component (GO): cytoplasm; nucleus
Molecular function (GO): ATP binding; protein serine/threonine kinase activity
Source: RefSeq, a predicted model, not a curated record